Messenger RNA from Venturia canescens, 1587 nucleotides. RefSeq lists its product as uncharacterized. The coding region runs from base 389 to 886 and encodes 165 amino acids. The transcript has 3 exons. The record is from RefSeq and is a predicted model, not a curated record. NCBI's taxonomy places the organism in Eukaryota, Metazoa, Arthropoda, Insecta, Hymenoptera, Ichneumonidae.
CGUACCAGAAAAAUCUACUUUUUCGUAUUACUUUGAAGCGGGGAGACCGCGCGCACAAACGCUCACCUUGACUAUUAAUCCAGAUAUAGUACGAAACCGCGAAGAUAACGCGACAGUCGCGAGAGGCUCUACCAGAAUCGCAAUUUUUCCUUCACUUUUAUCUGCGUUUUUCAUCACAAUCGCUUCUCCUAUGGCCUAUGAAACAAUCAUUGUGAAGCGGUCCAACAACUGCGAUGCGGUUCGCCAUGUGCACGAGAGUUAUUGCACCAUCAAGUUCACUCUUUUUCUAACCACUCCGCGUUGAAUUUGUGGCUCAGUGAUGUGUUCUGAGCGAGCGUUCCAUCGCGUUAAAUACCCUUGAAAGUGUUGUCAAAAAGUCUCGAAGGCAAUGAAGUUUUCAAACGAGCUCGCAUUAGUGUUGAUAAGCACACAAAGUAUUCUCGGUCUCGAGACCUCGAAUUCUAGUGAAAACUUGGAACUAUUUCCCGGGUGUCACGUCGCUAUUUACGACCACGAGUUGCGGGUCAGGCUAGACGUGGAAAAAAUGUUUUCAGUCAGCGCGUUGCAAAGCAGAAGACACAAUCACGACGAGGACGAAAAGAAACCAGGAGGACUGAUGCAGGGAUUCGGAUCAAUGAUCGUAAUGAUUCCUCUUCUGAUGCAGAUACUGUCUCUACCGGGUGCGAUAGCAUCGAUAAAAAUGUCACUUCUAAAGUCGCUAUUCGUUGCCAAGCUCGCGUUAAUCGUGAUGCUGUUUAACACGCUGAGGAAUCAACGACCCACCGAAGUAGUCCUGGUCCAUCAAACACCACCGCAGCAUCACGAUCACUUUUAUCCUCACUUUCACGAAGACUAUGAGGAUGACGACAAAGGCUGGUUCGGAUGAACGGCUAACGGAGGCUCUUCCAGCUUCGGGGAAGGACAAAACAUCUCGCUCAUCGUUCUUCCAUGCCGAACGAAAAAUAGUUAUUUUUUUAUCAACCCCAAUAAACUAAGACUCUCUAGCUCAAGGAUAGUAAAUAAAACAGUGGCUCGUGUCGCUUACGACCUGAGUGGUUUUAAGUAUUAAUAGUUCGUUUGGUACAGCAGUCACGAUUGUUCAAUAAAUAGGUCGAUCGAGAACCUGCUCGUUGUUCAGUUUUACUUGACGUUACACCCGAAAACGAAACUCUAUAUUUGCAUCCACUUUAUAUUCAAAUUUCACAGUUUCGAUUCGACCUGACGCGAAAACAGAUUAGAAAAUGCAAAAAAUUUCGAGAAAACCUUUUUACAAGUACUGAACUUUGUGUGCAAUGAAAAUAGAAGGACUAAUCAUUUCGGAUUUUUUAGAAUUAAACUUUAAAAAAUCCAUCAAAUUCAACAGCUGAAGUGAAGUUUAAUUAUUAAAAGACACGUUACGAUGUCAUUAAGGUAUUCCUUUCGCAUGAGCGUAUUUUUUGGUGGUGCACAUUAAAAAAGCUUCUGCUUCUGCAAUUUUUCCAACUUUUAUCGUUAAUAUUUUUUUUAAGCAUACGGUAACCCUUUAUUUCUAAAGUCGCUGCGUCGAUUCCUUAAAUUUUUUUCCAUCUGUCAGACAGUUUGUAUCAG